This is a messenger RNA of Tilletiaria anomala UBC 951, 2162 nucleotides long. RefSeq lists its product as uncharacterized. Lineage: Eukaryota; Fungi; Basidiomycota; Exobasidiomycetes; Georgefischeriales; Tilletiariaceae. The record is from RefSeq and is a predicted model, not a curated record. The transcript is spliced from 4 exons. Bases 346 to 2028 code for a protein of 560 amino acids.
CUCCCGUUCCCUCCUCAGCGAUUCACACUGAGAGGAAAAGGCGUGCGUCUCGAGGUUCUUCACGAGCAACCAUCAGACCGUCGUUCGUCUCAUCAACAAAGUUCUUCUUUGUCACUGUCCUGGCCACCAACGAUAUACAUCCCAGCAUCCUCCAGCUCAACGUUGCUAGUCGCUUUUGUCCCUUCAGUCGCCGUCUCCUUUGUUUCCGCUUGCCUAAUCCAUCUGUACAUCUGUUUCUCCAUCAUCGCACUGCAGUAAUCAUCCUGCGACAGCUUUCGCUGUCGCCUAUCUUUCCUCGACUUCUCCUUGGCAUCGCCUGCCUCUCAACACUAUUCGACAACUAGAAUGAGCAGCAAACCCGCCAUCAUCCAAGCGCCGACAGCUGCAGGGAGUAGUUUGUCGGGUGUACCACUAGGAAACAUCCCGCUGGGGCAGGGAUUUUACGUCCCGGCUGACCCGAUUGAGCAAUACCACCAGAUCGACAUCUUCCGGUUCAUCAUCCUCGCUGCUUGUGGAGCCCUAAUUUGGGAGCACAUUGUCACGAUUCACGAAGAGAUUUACCGGUGGAAGCAGCUCUUUAGCGGUCGCCCCACUUGGGUCGGCACGCUAGUCUUGAUAUCGAGGUACUCCAUAUGGGGAAGUGCGAUUUCUACCUUCUGGUUUUUCUUUCCCCCGGAAAAUGUUGUCAACUGCCAAGCUAGUAUCACCAUCAUCUUCGCGUUCAUGGCCAUCACCUACAUCUGCCUAGCAAAUAUCUUUAUUUUGCGCCUGCGAGCGCUGUGGGGCGGUAGUGGCCCGCAAUACCUCGUGCCAGUGUUGUAUGCAAUGAUGUUUGUCGUCUCUGGGUGCUGGAUUGGGUCCGUUGCCGGCUUCCACGGCCAAGCCAUCCCUCCGAUGCUCCAGGUGCGCCACGGGCCGGUCUGCAUGCCUGCGCCGGCGCCGUAUUGGAGAGUGCUCGGCUGGACGGCUGCCGCUAUUUUCGACGUUGUCCUCUACGUCCUGACGCUGAUCAAGGUCCAGCAGCUUCGUCAUUUUGCCGCAUUGCAAGACAAUGCAUCCAUCAAAACGCUCCGCCGCUUCGUCUUCAAUUCGAGUACAGCCUACUUCCUCGUCUCGUUCAGCUGCAACAUCAGCUGCAUCUUCAUCCUCUCGUUUUACCGCAACAUGAUCCUGCAAAAUAUCCCCAUUCUCGUCUCGGCCAUCAUGAACGCUAUCAUCGCCUGCAGAGUCGUAUUCCACUCCGACCUGUUCUCUGACGGCAAGACCGGCUUGCUCGUUAUUGACCCUUUGCGCCGCUCGAUGAGCUCCAGGCGGCGGGAUCGCGUCGUCGGACGGAUGACGACGGCAGACAUGCUGCAAGCACAGCGAGGGGUUAGAGGCGUUCCAGUCGUGGUGUACACCGGCGCCGUUGCCGUGGAUGACAACCCGCCUGCAUUCCGCGACUACGAGGCCAAGAUAUCACCACCGUCAAUCGUGUCUUCGCCCGAUGCUGAUCAGCCCGGUGGCUUCGAUCACCGUGCGCAACAGUUCGGCAGCUUGUCCCGCCCAUAUAGCAGCCAAUCCUUUUCCUCUGGCAUUCGCCGCACACUCAGCGCGAGUGGCAGUCUUCACGGCGUCCAUAUGCCUUUGCAACAGCAAUCGAGCGGAUCAGCCCAGAUUGCCAUCAAGCGCCAGCACUCGGCUUCCAGCUGGGUCGGCGCCGCUGUCUCUUCCAACGAGCGACAGUCGUCAGCAUCGUCCUUCGAGCGGUUGUUGCAGCACACACCGCGGCAGCUGAAACGUGGGCGAUCGCCUAGCGUCACGCGCACCAUCACUCCCACGCCGGAGAUGACGCGCGAGAUCAUCAUCGCUGUCAGCAGCGAUCAUAUUGGAUCAGCCAGCGCAAAUGGACAUGCAGAUACUGCUUCAGGGUCUGCUGGACACGCUGCGCCUCCGGUCUCUGGCAUUCGAGCGGGCACGCCAGAUAGUCAGCAGCACGGUGGCAAAAAGUAUAUUCCCAUGGGUCAGUUCCACCAGCAUGGGCGAUAGACGGCGUCAGUAACUCCGCGUCGUCAAGCUCCACCACUUCUGCCUCUGCUCCGGCUCUUACAAGCAUGCUCGUUUCCAGUACCAUUGCUACACGCGCACCCUCCAAUCACUAAAUCAACUGCUUGCUUAGUCGC